AUGAUACCGACUCGGCGCGUGAUCUCCCCACCGACGCCUGUCUUGGAGCAGAAUCGCAAAGCAGCUGUUCCAGGCCGGUCCCUUGCAGAGCUCAACACGGAUGUAUUGUUCGCCAUCGUAUCUACCCUCCCGCAAAAGGACGCAUUGGCGCUGUCCUAUACCGCAAGAGGGCUCUACCACAUUGCGAUGCGCAGGGUCCUCGCCUCCGUGACGCUCGAAAGCCCCAGGGACGUUCUUCGUGCUUGCCCGUACAUGCUGGCCGACGUCCCUAACCGCCUGGGGUGUGUGCGCACGCUAGAGAUCAAGAAAGGCAGUAUCGGCAAAGACAUCUUUGGGCGGUAUGGGCGGCCUAAGGGCAGCUCAUAUGAGGUUUCGCGCGUGCUCACGCUUGUGACAAACAUAUUACAGGGUGCUCGCACUACCUUGCGGACGCUCAAGCUUGAGGCGCUUUCCGACUACAUCGAAUUGCCAGGUUGCGUGGCGAUCGCAGCUAUGGACGGUCUCCAUACGCUGGAGUUUCAGGACUUUCAGUAUAUGGGGUGGAGCCGGCUGGGAUUCUUCCGCGGGUCCAAGAUGGCGGGCCGACUCCGUACCCUCGUCCUCCACAACAUAGAUUGGUGUCAGGUGGAGGACGUGCUGGAGGACAUUGUGGCGAUGGACAACUUGCAGACACUCGAGAUGAAGGGCGUUUUGGACCGUUUUUCGGAGCCAUGGCCGGAGAAAUCGUCUUGCACACAGUCCCUACCGUCACAUCCUUCCCUCAAGACCCUUCGGCUGUCUAACUGCAAGGGCGCUCAUGUCUCCACCUUGGUGCGCGUUUUCCCCAACUUGAGGGAGUUCACAACUUCAAUAUGCAGCUUUGUCCCCGAUGCGACGGACUGUUGGCCUGCUCUGGACCAUUUAUGCGCCCUUCAUCUUAGUGAACUCGCAGAUUGGCCAAACAAUUGUCAGGUUCACAGUUUAACUGUCAGGGAAACUGUGUCACAGAAAUCAUCAUACAAGUACCUGGAAUUGCUCCGACGGACAUCGCCCGUCAGGUUGUCCAUGUAUAUGGAUACGAACAAGGAUUGUCUCUCUCUCGGGGAGCUCGAGCGUUGCGUACCGAGGCUUCGCGUUCUCGAGCUCAGCGUGAUAGCAGAGCCCCAUGACCUGAAAGUAUGGUUAUUCGAUCGCCUUGUGCCGAUGUUAAGCCUUAUUGGCGCCCCUUAUCUCGAGAUACGGCUAGAUAUCGAAUCGGACACGGAGCUGUCACAGCGUACAGCCGAAGAGGUAGAAUUCUAUCAAUAUUGGUUUUGCUGUAUAUUGCUUCCGCCAAGAUUGAAUCCGUGGAAUAUUGAGUCGGGUAUGGAUCCGCUGGGGAAAUUGUCGUGUUCCGUCAAAUUCACGAGGGGGCGUGGACGCAAUCUCGGGAGGGCUAGCGUGGGGCUUCUAAAGCCGUUGGCCUCGCGAUCAUGCCAUGUUGCUCUGCACGGAGCGAUGAUCUCCCUGGCUAGAGAACCCAUCUGCACUUACAGGGAGUCAGACAGGGAUCCCAUAUCGGCGGAGUCCCUAUUUCUAGCAGCGCCUUACAAAAAUCUUCAAGGAGCGCCCAGGAUACCUUACUCGGAGUGCUGA
Molecule: messenger RNA, 1614 nt
Organism: Postia placenta MAD-698-R-SB12
Lineage: Eukaryota; Fungi; Basidiomycota; Agaricomycetes; Polyporales; Adustoporiaceae
Exons: 5
Coding region: 1-1614 (537 amino acids)
Source: RefSeq, a predicted model, not a curated record